Messenger RNA from Colias croceus (clouded yellow), 2868 nucleotides. RefSeq names its product endoplasmin (gene Gp93). Gene Ontology annotation, biological process: protein folding. The record is from RefSeq and is a predicted model, not a curated record. NCBI's taxonomy places the organism in Eukaryota, Metazoa, Arthropoda, Insecta, Lepidoptera, Pieridae. Bases 206 to 2560 code for a protein of 784 amino acids. The transcript has 9 exons. Gene Ontology annotation, molecular function: ATP binding; ATP-dependent protein folding chaperone; ATP hydrolysis activity.
AAAAACUUAUUCAUGUACUAUCCAAUAAGCUACGAGUUCAUCGGAUAAAGAAACUGGAAAUAUAGCAUACAAAACGUAUAACCAGCGUCAAUUUCUGAAGUUUUCGUCGUGUGCGACGUGCGUUCAACGUUUGCGGUGACUGGGUCGCCGGCUUUUAUAAUUGCAUGAAAAUUAAUAAAUAAUAUUUAGAUAGUAAGUUUUUAAAAUGAAGUACUUUCUUUUGCUCGCAGUGGGCGUCCUGUUAUUAGCAGGAUGGUCCCAUGGGCAAGAGGAUGGUAUUGGGGUGGGCACCGUGGAGGAGGUUACUGUCGAUGCCGAUCUCGGCGCCUCGAGAGAAGGAUCCAGAACUGAUGCGGAAGCCGUGCUUCGGGAGGAGGAGGCGAUUUCGCCGGACACGCUGAGCGUCGCGCAGCAGAGAGAGAUGCGUGAGCGCGCUCAGAACUUCACUUUCCAGACUGAAGUCAACCGUAUGAUGAAGCUCAUCAUCAAUUCGCUUUAUAGAAAUAAGGAGAUUUUCCUGAGAGAAUUGAUCUCGAACGGCUCGGACGCGUUGGAUAAGAUCCGUCUUCUGUCGCUGACUAACCGCGACGUGCUGGACGCUACGAACGACCUCAGCAUCCGCAUCAAGGCGGAGCCCGAGAAGCGCCUGCUGCACAUCAUAGACACGGGCGUCGGCAUGACCAAGAACGACCUCGUGCAGAACCUCGGCACGAUCGCCAAGUCCGGCACGGCCGACUUCCUGUCCAAGAUGCAGGACAACGAGAAGCAGAGCAACAGCCAGGAGAUGAACGACAUGAUCGGCCAGUUCGGCGUGGGCUUCUACUCGGCGUUCCUGGUGGCGGAGCGCGUGACCGUGGUGUCGAAGCACAACGACGACCGCCAGCACGUGUGGGAGUCCGACGCCAGCGCCUUCAGCGUGGCCGAGGACCCGCGCGGCGACACGCUCAAGCGCGGCACGCACAUCACGCUGCACCUGAAGGAAGAGGCCGCAGACUACCUGCAGCCGGACACCAUCCGCGGGCUGGUGAAGAAGUACUCGCAGUUCAUCAACUUCCCCAUCUACCUGUGGGCCUCGCGCACCGAGACCGUGGAGGAGCCCGAGCCCGAAGCGCCCGCCGACGGAACGGACGCCGAUGAAGACGCGCAGGUGGAAGACGCCACCGAGGAGAAGAGCGAGCCCAAGAAGACGGAGAAGACGGUGUGGGACUGGGAGCUCAUGAACGACAACAAGCCCAUCUGGACGCGCAAGCCGGCCGAGGUCGCGGAGGACGAGUACGCGCAGUUCUACAAGAGCCUGACCAAGGACUCGGCCGCGCCGCUGGCCCGCGCGCACUUCGUGGCGGAGGGCGAGGUGACCUUCCGCGCGCUGCUGUUCGUGCCGCGCGCGCAGCCCGCCGACUCCUUCAACCGCUACGGCACCAAGACCGACCACAUCAAGCUCUACGUGCGCCGCGUCUUCAUCACGGACGAGUUCAACGAGCUCAUGCCCAACUACCUGGCCUUCAUCCAGGGCAUCGUCGACUCGGACGACCUGCCGCUCAACGUGUCGCGCGAGACGCUGCAGCAGCACAAGCUCGUCAAGAUCAUCAAGAAGAAGCUCGUGCGCAAGGCGCUCGACAUGCUCAAGAAGAUCCCCGACGACGAGUACGAGCACUUCUGGAAGGAGUACUCGACCAACGUGAAGCUGGGCGUGAUCGAGGACCCGUCGAACCGGUCGCGGCUGGCCAAGCUGCUGCGCUUCCACACGUCGGGCGGCGCCGAGCAGACCUUCCUGGCCGACUACGUGGCGCGCAUGAAGCCCGGCCAGAAGCACAUCUACUACAUCGCCGGCGCCAGCCGCGCGGAGGUGGAGAAGUCCCCGUUCGCCGAGCGGCUGGUGCGGCGCGGCUACGAGGUGCUGUACCUGACGGAGGCCGUGGACGAGUACUGCCUCUCGUCGCUGCCCGAGUUCGACGGACACAAGUUCCAGAACAUCGCCAAGGAGAUCUUCGACCUGGAGGAGGGUGAGGCGCAGAAGGAGCAGCUGGAGGCGGCGCGCGCGCAGUUCGAGCCGCUCACCAAGUGGCUGGGCGACAAGCUGGGCGCCUACAUCACGCGCGCGGCCGUGUCGCGGCGCCUGGCCCGCUCGCCCGCCGCGCUGGCCGCCACGGCCUUCGGCUGGACCGGCAACAUGGAGCGCCUGGCGCUCUCCAACGCGCACCAGAAGGCCGACGACGCGCAGCGCAAGCACCACCUGGCGCAGAAGAAGCUGCUGGAGAUCAACCCGCGCCACCCCGUGGUGCGCGAGCUGCUGCGCCGCGUGCAGGACGACCCCGACGACCCGCUGGCGCUGCACUCGGCGCGCACGCUGCUGCGCACGGCCGCGCUGCGCUCGGGCUACCUGCUGCAGGAGGGGCAGGCCGUCGAGUUCGCCGACUCCAUCGACAGCAUGCUGCAGCGCGCGCUGGGCCUGCCGCCCGACGCGCAGCCCGACGACGAGCCCGAGCCCGAGCCCGAGCCGAGCGCCGAGCGGGACGACGAGCAGGAGGCCGAGCGGGACGGCGACCGCGACGAGCUGUGAGCCUCUCUAGUGCAUCCCUUGUCUGAAUAAUAAUAUUAUGUACAAAUAGUGACGCACGAUUUCGACGAAUCGAACGGUGAUACACCUCAAGAGACGGCCCCUCUGAACUUUACAAUAUUCAAUUCAAACUGCAUUAUUUUAUAUGUCGAUCACGUAUGUUUUAGUUUCGCCGAGUGUUUGAGAUGAAGGAUGUACGUCCGUUUACGACUUUAUUAAUUAUGUCGCUGUGAAGACUGCAUUUUUUUUUUGUAUUAGUGUGCACGAGUUGAGAAACUUGUGAAGUGUAAAUAAAUUAUUAUAAUUUAUUA